Messenger RNA from Mastomys coucha (southern multimammate mouse), 2248 nucleotides. It is a transcript of the gene Unc93b1, whose product is annotated as unc-93 homolog B1, TLR signaling regulator. Gene Ontology annotation, cellular component: lysosome; endosome. The transcript is spliced from 11 exons. Lineage: Eukaryota; Metazoa; Chordata; Mammalia; Rodentia; Muridae. Gene Ontology annotation, biological process: toll-like receptor 7 signaling pathway; toll-like receptor signaling pathway; toll-like receptor 9 signaling pathway. The coding region runs from base 3 to 1862 and encodes 619 amino acids. Gene Ontology annotation, molecular function: Toll-like receptor binding. The record is from RefSeq and is a predicted model, not a curated record.
CUAUGAAGGAAGUCCCAACCUGCUGCUGGUGCCCAGAACAGCAAGUCCUUGAUCUGGAUCUGGUCAUGGAGGUGGAGCCUCCGCUUUACCCUGUGGCUGGGGCCGCGGGUCCUCAAGGGGAUGAAGACCGGCUUGGAGUUCCUGAUGGACCAGAGGCUCCUCUGGACGAACUCGUGGGUGCAUACCCCAACUACAAUGAGGAGGAGGAGGAGCGCCGCUAUUACCGACGCAAGCGCCUCGGAGUGGUCAAGAACGUGCUGGCGGCCAGCACGGGUGGCACGCUUACUUACGGCGUCUACCUGGGCCUCCUGCAGAUGCAACUGAUCCUGCACUAUGAUGAGACCUACAGGGAGGUGAAGUAUGGCAACAUGGGGCUGCCGGACAUCGAUAGCAAGAUGCUGAUGGGUAUCAAUGUGACGCCCAUCGCUGCCCUGCUCUACACACCUGUGCUCAUCAGGUUUUUUGGUACCAAGUGGAUGAUGUUCUUAGCUGUGGGCAUCUAUGCGCUCUUUGUCUCUACCAACUACUGGGAACGCUACUACACGUUGGUGCCCUCUGCUGUGGCUCUGGGCAUGGCCAUUGUGCCUCUCUGGGCCUCCAUGGGCAACUAUAUCACCAGGAUGUCCCAGAAGUACUAUGAAUACUCCCACUACAAGGAGCAAGACGAGCAGGGACCUCAGCAGCGCCCACCGCGAGGCUCCCACGCACCCUACCUCUUGGUUUUCCAGGCCAUCUUCUAUAGCUUCUUCCACCUGAGCUUCGCUUGUGCCCAGCUGCCCAUGAUUUACUUUCUCAACAACUACCUGUAUGACCUGAACCACACACUGUUCAACGUGAAGAGCUGCGGCACUAAGAGCCAAGGCAUCUUGAAUGGCUUCAACAAGACAGUUCUUCGGACGCUGCCGCGAAGCAAAAACCUUAUUGUUGUAGAGAGCGUGCUCAUGGCGGUGGCCUUCUUGGCCAUGCUGCUGGUGCUGGGCCUGUGUGGAGCCGCUUACCGGCCCACAGAAGAGAUCGACCUGCGCAGUGUGGGCUGGGGCAACAUCUUCCAGCUGCCCUUUAAACACGUGCGUGACUUCCGCUUACGCCAUCUGGUGCCCUUCUUUAUCUACAGCGGCUUUGAGGUGCUCUUUGCCUGCACUGGUUUCGCCCUGGGCUAUGGCGUGUGCUCCAUGGGGCUGGAGCGGCUGGCCUACCUGCUCAUAGCUUACAGCCUGGGUGCCUCAGCCUCCUCCGUCCUGGGGCUGCUUGGACUGUGGCUGCCUCGCUCCGUACCCCUCGUGGCUGGGGCAGGACUACACCUGCUGCUCACCCUUAGCCUCUUUUUCUGGGCUCCUGCGCCUCGGGUCCUCCAGCACAGUUGGAUCUUUUACUUCGUGGCUGCCCUCUGGGGUGUGGGCAGUGCCCUCAACAAGACGGGACUUAGCACACUCCUGGGCAUCCUAUAUGAAGACAAAGAGAGGCAGGACUUCAUCUUCACCAUCUAUCACUGGUGGCAGGCUGUGGCCAUCUUUGUUGUGUACCUGGGCUCCAGCUUGCCCAUGAAGGCCAAGCUGGCAGUGUUGCUGGUGACCCUGGUAGCAGCAGCCGCCUCAUACCUGUGGAUGGAACACAAGUUGCAGCAAGGACUGGUCCCGCGACAGCCACGCAUUCCGAAGCCACAGCACAAAGUCCGAGGCUACCGCUACUUGGAGGAGGAUAACUCGGAUGAGAGUGACAUAGAGGGCGAGCAGGGUCAGGGCGAUUGCGCAGAAGACGAAGCCCCACAGGCAGGGCCCCUGGGUGCGGAGCCAGCUGGUUGCUGCCGCAGAUCCUGUCCCUAUGAACAGGCUCUGGGUGGCGAUGGGCCGGAAGAGCAGUGAGGGAGCCAGGGUAGCUAGCCUGGUCCUUAGACUCAGCUCUCUGGCUUCCAGCUUCAAUUUACUUUGUCUCAGGUUGAGAAUUCCCCCUGAAUAGUGCUUCAUCUGCCAGAAGGGCCUUCUUUCCCCUCCCACAGACUGGCGGUCACCUGGAACUUCCUCUAAGGAGAUAAAGGUCACCCUCAAAACCCCUAUUCCUGUUUAAGGGAUGUGUCUCCGACUAAAUCAGUAAGAUUCCCUCCCGGCCUGCCUCAGCUCAGGUCACCCUCUGCCCCUGUCUUACCACUAGAGCUUUGCACAUUUCUUGCCCACAGGUUCCCCUACCUGAGGGCAGGGGGCUUCUUUAAAAAUAGAAAAUAAUCAAUAAAGACUUUUGUAUUUUCUGGAAA